This is a messenger RNA of Larimichthys crocea (large yellow croaker), 6215 nucleotides long. It is a transcript of the gene slc35e1, whose product is annotated as solute carrier family 35 member E1. The coding region runs from base 357 to 1547 and encodes 396 amino acids. NCBI's taxonomy places the organism in Eukaryota, Metazoa, Chordata, Actinopteri, Sciaenidae. The record is from RefSeq and is a predicted model, not a curated record. The transcript has 6 exons.
AAUGCUGACAUAGUGCAAGAAUGAAAUAAAUAUAAAUAUAGAGUAUUUGAUUAUAUUUUCAUGUACUCCUUGCUGUGGUGAGCUAAAUGGUUUAUUUUUUUAAACAGGUCUGAAAUCUGUUUCUAAAGGCACAUUUUAAUGUUUGAAAGUGAAACUCUAAAAAUCUACCAUUUUAAAAGCAGUUCCAUUUUACAAACACAUGCUCGUCGUGUAUGGCUCUUAUUCUGAAAGCUCAAGAGCGGAAGUCGUCCGCUGCCUUCACCGCCGGUAGUCUGACAGCCGAGCCGAGCUUCCCUCCCCCGACUCGGGCAGACACGCACUCACACCGCCGGUGACUCGUCACUCCGCGCUGGAAGAUGGCUGCGGCGGACCGGCCCCCGGUCAGGGAAGGGAUCCGGAUAUUUUUCCUGUGCGUGUGCUGGUACACGGUCAGCUCGGGGGGCAACAUCGUCAACAAAAUAAUCCUCAAUGGAUUCCCGUACCCGGUCACGGUCUCUCUGUUUCACAUUAUUUCUAUCGUCGUCUUCCUCCCGCCGUUGUUGCGGGCAUGGGGAGUCCCCAAAACAGAACUGCCGAGCAGGUACUACCGGUGGUACAUCCUCCCUCUGGCUUUCGGAAAAUACUUUGCGUCCGUGUCGGCUCACUUCAGCAUAUGGAAAGUGCCCGUUUCGUACGCGCACACAGUCAAAGCCACAAUGCCAAUAUGGGUUGUGCUGCUAUCAAGAAUUAUCAUGAGGGAGAAGCAAACCACAAAGGUGUACGUGUCGCUCAUCCCCAUCAUCGGUGGAGUGCUGCUGGCCACAGUGACUGAGCUGUCCUUUGAUGUUUCAGGACUAAUCAGCGCUCUGGCUGCCACGCUCUGCUUCUCUCUGCAGAACAUCUUCUCCAAAAAGGUGUUGCGAGACACACGGAUCCACCACUUGAGGCUCCUCAACAUCCUGGGCUUUAAUGCUGUUAUCUUCAUGCUGCCCACUUGGGUUCUGGUGGAUCUCUCUGUGUUUCUUGUUAAUGGAGACCUGUCGGACAUCUCGGGAAGGUCUGGUACCUUUAUUCUCCUGCUCAUCAGCGGUUUCUGCAACUUCGCUCAGAACGUCAUCGCGUUCAGCGUGCUCAACCUCGUCAGCCCGCUCAGCUACGCCGUCGCCAACGCCACCAAGAGGAUCAUGGUCAUUAGCAUCUCACUGCUAAUGCUGCGCAACCCGGUCACGCUCACAAACGUGCUGGGUAUGAUGACGGCCAUAGUCGGUGUCUUCCUUUACAACAAGGUGAGUCACCGCGACCGCUGGCGUGGAGGAAGGGCAGAAGAAGAGUGCACAGCCAAGUAUGACGCUAACAAGGAGAAGAAGCUGCUGCCCAGCUCCAAGCAGGACCUGAUGACCUUUGACAACCCGGCGCUGGAGAAGCUCCAGCCCAACGGGUCAGUGCCUUUCUCCCACGGCUCAGAGCAGCAGCACAACUGGAACAACGUGCUGACCGACCACUUCCAGUACAGCCGGCAGACCUACACGACAAACUACAGCAGCACCAACCACCAGUAUGUGGUGUAAAGGAGGAGCCUGUCCUCACUCUGGGUCGCUGUCAUAGACAUUACUGUGUGUAGCCACCCCCACCUCCCAGCAGCCGGUCUUUACAGCCACGCACGAGACUGAAGGCAAGUGCUGUUUGUUCUGGAUAAGGAAGAAUGAGAUGAGUCGGUCAUGACGGGCCAGUGACGUGACCUCUCCCAUGCUCCUCCCUGUCUAAACUUCACUUUCUGACAGCUUCGCCGUUGUCGUUGUUUAUUUAUUGCUGUGGUACCGACUGUAUGAGAUGAUCUGACAGAAAACAAAACUUACAUCACCUGUUUUCAGACAACCAGACUGCCACAGCAGGGUGGACAGGUAAAACGUAGUUGACGAAUGAAUGAUUUGCACCUUACUGUCUGGAAAUGUCUGAGUUUUGUUUUCACAGUCAGCCAUUAUUUCUUUUUGGGUUAUCAGCUGUAAUUAUUUACUGUAUCAUGGACUGAGUCUGUGAUGUAACAUUUAAUUUCAAGUACAGGAAGGUUUUAACAUUUUUCUUCAUGAGGCACCUGUAAUAAUGUGAGGAGGUAUGAUGUGUUUAGGUUGUUAUCCUCUGUGAAUACGUCUUCCACCAUUCAAUUAUUUUCUCGUUGGCAGUGAAGGAUUUGAGGUCACCAAAAAGGAAGUUUGUGGUUUUGUAGGUUUGUUCUGAUGGUCUGAUAACUUGAUAAUUAAAAAGGCAUUUUUCAUGCAAAAUGUCAGUCUGUCCACCACCAGAAAUUCAUGUUCCCCAGAGGACGAGCCCCACUACCCUGAGGUCUCAACUGUAUUCAUUUUAGGUAAAAAUAUUGCAUCAACGUUGGGUUGGAUGGAUUGUCAUGAAAUCUGACGUUGGUGAUCCUCUGACUUUGCAUCCAGCGCCAUCAUUAGGUCAAAAUUUUAUUUGUUUGUCCAAUACUUGAUUUUAUAAAAUGAAUGACAUUCCCAUCAGCCUCAGCUUUACUUCACGUUUGGUGCUAAUUAGUGAAUUUUAGCAUUCUAGCAUGCUAUACUAACAUACAUCAGCAUGUUAGCAUCGUCAUUGUGAGCAUGUUGGCAUGGGAGCACAGUAGCAUAGCAUAGCGGUCUGAUUUCAGUGUACACGAAAUGCUUCAGUAGAUGUGAAUAUGACUGCGCUCUGUUUCCAGAGCUGUUCAGAAUUACAAGUGCCUGAUGAAGACAAAAUUCCCAAAUAAAUAAAAUAAAAAAAUCCAUUGAUUGUGUUUGGAAGAAACUGUCAAAGGCUUUCAUGAAAACUAAGAGUGAGAUUGGUUCUGUUGCCCAGAACAGUCAAUGACCUCCCACAGAUCUGUCCGUUUCCCCUCAGUAUACGUAGGUUCAUCAUGUGUUAUCAUAGAGCAUCAAUGUUAGCGUAAAAUUAGAUUUAUCAAAACAAAGCAUCCUUUCCUUUGUAAGGAUGCUCGUGUUUCAUCUCUUUUAGGGACUCUAAUCAUGUAAAAUGUAAUAGCAAUGUUAAAUUCAUUAUUUUACUGUCAGACUUUGGAGUAGAAGAAUAGUUUUAAAGUUAGCUUUUUUUUUUUGUAUUGAUUAUUAGUAUUUAUUGAUCUGUAAAGCUUCUCAGGCAGAGUGAGAUUUCCUCUCCUGUCAGGUGAUUUUCUUUUCUUUUUUCAGCCUGAACCAAAGCUGCUCUGUCAUGUUUAUGUUUUUUUUAAAUGUAGGCCCAGUUGGAGUUUGCACAUCAUGAAACAACUAAAUGUGUUACGCAGAUUGUGGCGGUCUGUCAAGCGACCUUACAGUCGUGAUGUUUAAUUUAAAGCAUUUUUGUAACGUUGCGGUCAGACGGUCAUUGGACAGACUUGAUCCAAAAUGAGACGUGCAUGAUAUCAGAGGUUUGGUUUGUGCAAUUAAAGAUUCAACUGUAAUGUCCGGUAGACAAGAGGUUAGAAUAUCAUCAUUGAUUACACUGUCUGCAAAAUUAACCUCCAAUAAUCCUUUUUUUAUUACCCAAACUAUUUAAUUUAGGAAACGUGUCUUGCUUCUUUCCUAACACCGUGUUUUAUCUCUGAUGUACACUGAGCGUUUCACUGCAGCAAUAUGAAGUUUUUAUGUCUGUUGUGUUUUUUUUUUUUUUUGUGACUCAAAUCUCUCAGCAUCUCAAAUCAAUGUUGUAUUUCUGCUCUUUUAUUUUGUAGGGACAACGCACACUAAUUGAAUUUUUGUAAAAGUGCCAGUUUUAGCCUGUGAUCUUGUUUUCAGGUUGUUGUUUUUUUUUUCAGCUAUAGUCUCUGGUAGACGUGGGUAAGAGGAUAGUGUGGUUAUUUUCUGAUGUCUUUUUUUUUUUUUUUUUUUUGUACAAUGUUUGCCUUCUUUGAUAAAUUUAAAACACUGUCACAGUAUUUAGUCCAGAGAAAAACCCCAAAAUAGCUCUGUGCGCACUGGGCUUUCCAGAGACAAACAAGUAUCAAUAAUUGUUUGUUUCCCCCUCUUUUUAAAUGUAUUGAUCAAACUGUCUCUUACUGCUGACAUUGUUUGUAGCUGAGAUAGUUCGUAGGGUCAUGGGAACCCAAAGCUGCUCUGUUUUUCCCCCAACAGGGUGAGAAAUCACCAUUUUGCUGGGUAGUAGCAUAAGAGGUCCUGUUUUUGUUUUUUAAAGUUAUGAAGUUAAGUAACUGUUUUACACUGAUCAGAAAACACCUGUUUGUUGUCUUGAAUUGAAUUUAAACAGACCUGGAGAAAUCUCUUCCUUUUUCAAAUGUCCUUUUCUUUUCUUUUUUUUUGUUAAGACUGCCGUUGUAGUUGCGAGGCUGUGCUUUGUGCUGUUUGACUAAGAUAAAUUAUGCAGAAAUUCUAACUUCACUUGGACACCACAAACAGCUGCCUCAAAAUGACAGAGGAGUUAAAGGAAAACCUUUUGUAGAUAGAUUAGAUUAGCGGUGAGAUCUCCAAUCAUUUAAUAUCGCGACGGUGUCGGCAUCUAUUUUAAACUUAUACAUUUCAUAAAGGUUAAAAUAAUCUACUAGAACAUUUUGUUUUCAGAGUCAGAAUAGCAUUAGCAACAUAUUAUAUAUGAUUAUUUAGUUACAUCACUGUGUAAUAAAGUGUUGCUUGUGAUGCUGAAACAGCAGAGACUUAACAUCCUUCUCUGCAGCUCUGUGGCUGUCAUAGCCGCACAUAUCUCACAUAGUAAAAUGUAACUGCUCUCCUCAACUCCUACAAGCAGCCAUUCAAAGCUUCUGUGAUAAAGCCACGUGUGCUACUUUCCUGACCGAGCAUUUAACAGCUAAGCACUAGAUAUUUAUCUAGUGUUUCUACCACUGUUGUAUAAAGAUACAGAUGUCUGGAAAUGCUGAUUUAUAAGUACCUGUCCACAUAUAUUGCUAAACACUAAGCACCUGAAAUUAGUCGAGGAGACACGCACGUGUCGUCAACUCUAAGAUCAUUCUUCAAACUGCAUUCUUUAGUUUUGUGUCGGUUUUUUUACAACUUGUUACGGCUGCAUUGGUUAUUUUAUUAGUUAAUCUGUCCAUUUUCUUGAUUAGUCUUAUGAGUCAGAAAAUGUUGAUCACUGUUUCCCAAAGCCAAGUUAGAUAUCCUCAAAUAUCUUGUCUUGUCCACAACCCAAGAUAUUCAGUUUACUGUUACAGAGGACUAAAGGAACCACAAAACAUUCAAAUCUGAGAAGCUGAAAGUUGAUUAAUAAUCAACUGUUGCAGCACUUCAACCGGUGGAUCCAUGAUAACCUAGAAAGCUGAUUGUCGCACUGUUGCCUCAUGUAAAGUUUCAUAAUGAACAUUUUAACAGACCAAGAGCCUUUUAUGGGUUAAAAAAAUAAAAAAUAAAUAAAAAAUGCACACAUAUCAGACUGGAGCAAUAAAUUCAGGUGAAAUGUGACAUAUCGUUCACCCUGAGAUGAUUAGCUAAGAAGAAAUGUGAUUACAUGUUUAAACAGUAGUGUGACAGACAGUGUGGCAUCCAACAUCCAACCCAAAUUUACGUUACACAAUCCUUUCAUUUUUUAGGAAUGUAAUAUUCGCAUGCAGUCUGUAUGCCAGAGUUUGUGCUCAUUUCCCCAAAUUUCGCAAUUAUAGCCAGAGGUGUCUACACAAACAAUCAACAACGUGCGGUUGCAUUUUUGCCAGAUUUCAACAGUGUAUUUCCGUAAGUUACAUUUGAACCUUUUUGUGGUUAUUCGCUGUCGACUGCUGCAGAUUGUUUAUGUUUGUCUUCUGUACGUCCCUCCUCAUGUUGCCAAAAGCAGACUAUAUCACAUGUUUUGAUGCUGUUGCACCACAGGAUGAAGGCUUGUUUGCAGACAAUAUGUAGAAAUUCAUAAAUUACAACAUGAUGCAGUUUUUGAAUUGUAAUGAUUUUGUGUCCUGCUGGCUUUUUUGUUUCUGUACAGUGAGCGAACUGGGAGAACUGUUGAUUUAGAUGUUGGCUCUCUCUCCUGUAAAGCUUUUAACUGGGAUGUAAAUAAAUGGAGGAAAGGGGGAGGUUACUUUGUAAAACUUGUAUAAUUAUUAUUUUUGUGCGUCUUUAAUGGAUCUUGAGACAGAAUUUUUACUUAACGGAUGUUUAUAGAUUUUUAUUUAUGGUGUCGAGGUACAGAAAUGUUGUACAGAGGUGCAGCUAUGCACAGUCUCGUCUGCUUAUGUUUAGUAAAUGCUAUUUUUAAAUGUUGGGGAAAAAAUAAAUGCAUUAUGGAAUACUGAA